UUGUCUCUUUUAGUCCCGCAAUCAGCUAGUGACGUAUCCACCUACUGAUAAUACCGGCCAAUCAGAAAUGACCACAUACGCGGUCUAGAGUCCCCUGAAAACAAUUUAUUAUUCAUCUUGAGGUUGAAUAUGAACGACGCAAUCGUACGUUGUCUACGCGCGGAGGACUAUCGUAUAGAACUCUAGCGAAUAACUAUAGAAAAAGCAAGGUAGCAUGAUAAAGGAACAUUAGUCAAUUGUUUUCAAGUGCGCGGAGUGUUUACAAACGGCAAAAUGAGUGCUCCGAUCAUAAUAACGGUGCCCAACAACUACCUGGUGGAUGAUGGAGACUCCAAAGUCAUGGUCGACGUUGCGUCGCCGGCUCCGUCGCGGAAACGGCGGCUGGACCACCUGACAUGGGAGGAAAAAAUGCAAAGAAAGAAAUUAAAAAAUCGUGUGGCGGCGCAAACCUCGCGAGACAGAAAGAAAGCCAGAAUGGAUGAAAUGGAAAUACAAAUUAAGCAGUUCAAGGAAAUUAAUGACAAACUUAUCAGUGAAAUAGAGAGCUUAAAGGCGUUGAACGAGCGACUAUUAAGCGAGAACACAGCGCUUCGCAGCGAGGCCGCGACGCGGACCGUCCCGGAUGCCCAGAGACCAGCAGAGUCAACUCCUCAGCAGAAGGAGGGGCAUCCGGCGGCGAUCCGCGUGGCGCGCCUGCUGAUGGCGAUGUGUCUCCUCUCGCAGACAUCCUCGCUCACCUCGACUCCGAAGAAUACCUGGACACACUCCAUCAACUUGCAGACUCCCUCCUCCAAGAAAUUGAUGCAGGUGCUACAGGAGCGGCUCAAAAUGUCACAGUCAGGGACACUAGAGAGUGCCCUAAAGGAGCUGAAGUGGUGGGGCCCGCAGCAAAGCAACUGGAAUCCGGUGAAGGUGUUGUAGUUGACAUCAAACAUGACGUCGACAGGAUAUUGUCGCAGCAUUCCUACGCGCAUCCCUUCCCGAGCAUACUCGUCACUGAGCCGCAGGACACAGUACAAAUCAAAGAAGAAAAUAAUGAUAAAGGAGACAUGUUCUACGCGAGUUGCGACGAAGCCAACGACUGUAUCACAAUAGAAGUGCCGUGCGAAGAACAAAUAGUGGAAGAAGUAACACCAGUGCAAAUUGAGACAGACUUUAAUCACCUUACGGACAAUUGUUCCGGCAUUACACUGGAGUGCGACAUGAAGAUGCUGUCGCCCAUGUGUCUCUCACCGAAAUCGGUGGAGGAAAACCUCCUUUCUCCCACGCACACGAGCCUAAGCUCCGAUCUUGGUUACGAGUCGUUGUCGUCGCCCCUCAGUGAAUCUGACUCCAUGGACUUGUCAGAUUUUUGGUGCGAAUCAUUCUCAGAACUGUUCCCCGGACUUGCUUAAAACGCGGGCGUUCUGUACAAUUAUUCCCACCAAAGACUGAUUAGGUUAGGUUAGGUUAUGAAUCUAAUUGUAAAUGACAAAUUAAUAUAUGACAAUUUGUAUUUGUAUAAGUGGUUAAAUAAGUUCAUCGUAGGGAUGUAAGUAAGUGCUGUAAAUAAACAAUAUUCUGUCAAA
This is a messenger RNA of Manduca sexta (tobacco hornworm), 1568 nucleotides long. RefSeq names its product X-box-binding protein 1 (gene Xbp1). Gene Ontology annotation, cellular component: nucleus. Gene Ontology annotation, molecular function: DNA-binding transcription factor activity, RNA polymerase II-specific; RNA polymerase II transcription regulatory region sequence-specific DNA binding. The transcript is spliced from 3 exons. The record is from RefSeq and is a predicted model, not a curated record. The coding region runs from base 274 to 921 and encodes 215 amino acids. NCBI's taxonomy places the organism in Eukaryota, Metazoa, Arthropoda, Insecta, Lepidoptera, Sphingidae.